ACAUCGCUUAUGUCUCUGCUCGGAAUACUCGCUCUUUCCACAGCACGUUGUCUUUGCGGCCUCGACUUCCUUUUCUGUGCAGAUUUCAUGGCGAUUGAUAGCGGGGAAUAGUUGAUUCACCUACCGUGACCACACUGACCCGUACAUCAAUCUCCAGAGACGCUUUUUCGGCUGCCAUUAUAAAGACCGUGACGUCAGCGGAGUAGUGUAUUGGCUUUGACAUCAUCAGCUAUUUUUAGGAUUUGGGUGGUUUCUGGGCUGAACGCUGUGCUGUGCCCUCUCUCUCCCUCAUCGUGUUGUGGCCGUAGCUGGUCUUACCGAAGAACUGCCAGUCGAUGGCUCUGAUGGACAAACACAAAGUGAAGCGGCAGAGACUGGACCGCAUCUGUGAAGGUAUUCGACCACCAAUCCUCAAUGGGCCCAUGCACCCUCGUCCUCUGGUGGCUCUGCUGGAUGGGCGGGACUGUACUGUGGAGAUGCCCAUCCUGAAGGACGUGGCCACCGUGGCCUUCUGUGAUGCCCAGUCCACACAGGAGAUCCACGAGAAGGUCCUAAAUGAGGCUGUUGGUGCUUUGCUCUAUCACACCAUUACACUCUCGCGAGACGACCUGGACAAGUUUAAAGGUCUUCGGGUCAUUGUGAGGAUUGGCAGUGGAUUUGACAAUGUUGAUAUAAAAGCGGCUGCAGAGCUGGGUAUAGCAGUGUGUAAUGUGCCAGCCUCAUCAGUGGAGGAGACGGCAGACACUUCCAUGUGUCUAAUUCUGAAUCUGUAUCGCCGCGUCACCUGGAUGCAUCAGGCAUUGCGUGAGGGCACCCGUGCCUCCAGCGUGGAGCAGAUCCGGGAGGUGGCUGGAGGCGCUGCGCGUAUUCGAGGGGAAACGCUGGGCAUCAUCGGACUGGGACGUGUGGGCCAGGCAGUUGCUCUGAGGGCAAAGGCUUUCGGGUUUGGAGUGAUUUUCUAUGACCCGUACCUGCCGGACGGGGUGGAGCGAUCACUAGGGCUCCAGCGCAUGGCGACACUACAGGACCUGCUCAUCCACUCGGACUGCGUCUCGCUACACUGCAGCUUAAAUGAACACAACCACCACCUCAUCAAUGACUUCACCAUCAAACAGAUGCGCCAGGGCGCCUUCUUAGUGAACACUGCGCGUGGUGGUCUGGUGGAUGAGAAGGCUUUGGCCCAGGCUCUGAAAGAGGGAAGAAUACGGGGAGCAGCGCUGGACGUCCACGAGACAGAGCCCUUCAGUUUCUCUCAGGGCCCACUGAAGGACGCCCCAAAUCUUAUCUGUACCCCACACACAUCCUGGUACAGUGAACAGGCCUCCAUUGAGGCCAGAGAAGAGGCGGCACGGGAGGUGCGCAGAGCCAUCACAGGUCGUAUCCCGGACAGUCUGAAGAACUGUGUGAAUAAGGAGUAUUUGAUGGCAGCCUCUCAGUGGCCGUCUAUGGAAGCCACCACCGUGCACUCUGAACUCAACGGAGCUGCAGCCUAUAGGUUCCCUGCGGGGCUGAUUGGUGUCGCAGCGGGCGGGCUGCCUGGAGCCGGGGCAGGAGUGGAGGGCAUUGUGGCUGGAUCUCUGCCCCUGGCCCACGCCAUUGCCCCGGUCUCACACCCGCCUCAUACCCCAUCGCCUGGACAACCCUCCAAGGCAGAGGCGGACAGAGACAUCCCUUCUGACCAAUAGCAUCCCAGCACAUUCCAUCUUUGCCCUGAUUGAUGCCCUUUCACCUCACCCAGGGGGACCGACACACCUUGCUUUCAGUGUGAUCUUGGGUCACCCCAGUCCAACAGAACACAUGUACAAACCCAGGAGUGAAACCCUCUACCCCAAACGUACCCCUCAUUUCCACUCGCUGUAUCCUCCGUUGAUCACUCUGGCAAAAAGCAAUAACUUCUCUCAAGGAUUCAAUAAUUGGGUUGAAACACACUAUUUGUAAGCUACGAAAUCCCAAUUCCUUUGCAUUGUGUCUACUCUGGACUAGUUGGAGUUUAUUUCCGAGUAGUGUUUCUUACAUUUUGUUCUUUUCUAAUCUGUUUUAACAGCGUGGAAAUAAACGCAUGGACCUUGUUUUCUUUC
Molecule: messenger RNA, 2078 nt
Organism: Pimephales promelas (fathead minnow)
Lineage: Eukaryota; Metazoa; Chordata; Actinopteri; Cypriniformes; Leuciscidae
Gene: ctbp1l
Product: C-terminal binding protein 1-like
Biological process (GO): regulation of transcription by RNA polymerase II
Cellular component (GO): nucleus
Molecular function (GO): transcription coregulator binding; NAD binding; transcription corepressor activity
Source: RefSeq, a predicted model, not a curated record